UAAUACUAAUUACAACGAUGGAUUAUGCACGUCCCGUUGCUAAAGAACAACAAAACUGCGUAAGACACGUUUGAUGGUUGGAAUGCAAUGGAGCUUGACACCGCAUACAUUUAUGUCAAGAUAACAGAGUUGUAAGAUACACGUCGUACUCAAGUGAUAUUGCAGCUUCUAUCAUUGACACCACCAACAGAAAUCACAUUUCUUGAGGAAUUUUAUAGUACCAAAUCUCAUACACAUUAUACAAAGUGCGGAGUCAAACUGGGCAUUAUUUGGUUCGUCUACUGAAGCGAGGUAGAGAGAAUGUAAUGAAGUAGAAGUCCUGAACAUGGGGAGUCUCACAAUGGUGACAGCAGAUCCAGGUUCUCCAAGGUCCCGAAUUGAUGUUAGAGAUAGAGAUGACACUGAAGUGAUAAAUAUUAAAAACUGUCAUGGUGGACUAGGUAUAAAAAUAGCUGGUGGGAGAUCAGCCCUUGGAGCUGACUUUGGAAUCUUUGUCAAGAAAGUUUUGAGUGGAGGUGCUGCUGAUCUUGAUGGACAACUGAGAGAGGGAGAUCAACUAUUAGAAGUAAAUGGGUGCAGCCUGCUUGGGGUGUCAAAUGACAAGGCAAUGUCACUCUUGCGCAAUGCUGCCCAGACUAACAAUGCAAAAAUGGUUGUGAGCAGAGAUGUCCAGGCCAGGCAAGAGUUUGAAAAAUUGAUGACAGCGUUAAAUGGUGGAUCCACAUUAUCAGGUCUAACCAAUGGUUCUUCAGCACCAGGAUUAACAAGGAGCAGCAGUUUUGGUAGUUCACGAGCCUCAACCCCUUCGCCAACCAUGGGGAAACGUUCCUGGGUGAUGACUGCUGGCCGGAUGUCACCUCUAAUGGGUGGGAGACAUGGCAGUCCUGUCUUGUCACCCACCAGUUCACUUGAUAGACCUUCUGCCAGUCUUCAGAGGAUGUAUUCCAUGGACCUGCCAACACUUUCAGUUGGUCCUCCUGUGGUUCAACACACCCCUGGGGCUCAUGAACCUCCAUCUUACAACUCAAGUCUCCAAAAACUGUCCACACCAGCAAGCAGAACACAGUACACCCGUCACCUCAAUGGUGAAGCUCAUUCUCCGGAUGAAUCACCUGAAUUCAAUGGAAGUGGACAUCUAACUGUAGAACAGCAAAGCGUUUCAUCAGAGUUCACAAAUGAUUCUGGUCUGCCCACUGAUAGACAUUCAAAUAGCUCUUCUCCAACAUUUGACCAUCCUGGUGAACUGCAAACCAUACAGAUUCGGUACUCAACUGGACUUGGGCUGUGUAUUGUUGGUGGUACAAACAGACCUGAAGGGCCACAUAUCUAUGUUGAUGACAUUAUUGAGGGAGGAGACUCCCACAAGGACAGAAGACUCAAGAAAGGUGAUCGGCUCAUCUACAUUAAUGGAGAAACUCUCAUUGGAGUUACCCAUGAGCAAGCAAAAUCUCUUUUGACAAGACUUAAACUGAGGGGACAAGACACAGAAGUAACGUUUAUUCGAGGCGGCCAUAGACCUGGAAGUCAUACACCUAAUGGCUCAGCAAGUCCAGCACACAACAGUCCAAGACGGAACUCUGAAAAUGGAUUCCCAUCAACACAAAAUUUUCAUCUGAACCUCAGUGGGUUAGACAACUCAAGCUCUCGACCUUCGUCAAGCAGAUCGUCCCAAGCAAGUGAACCUGAUUUAAGUAACACAGAUGUUUUUAUGAAAGAGCUGUUGGCAGAGGGUUUAAGCCAACCCGCUAGAACUGGUAGCAGGGAAAGUAGCCUAAGUGUUGAAACUUUCCAAGGUAGUCCACAAUCACAGAUUUCACCCCCUGCAUUAUCAGAUUCCCAACCAGCUGUUAUGCAACCAACUUCGCAUCCAGUACAACCUGUGGGAGGUGUCAUGAACCAUUCAGUGAUGCCUAAUUCUCACCCACAGCUUGGUAAUGGUUUUUACCCAGCACCAAGUGCUGUUCCACAGCGAGUGUUUGGUAGUUUUCAGCCAGCUAUGUCAUCUACACCAACAACAGUUGAUAGCGUACCAAACAGAUUUCCUGUGAAUGUGGGACAAGCUCCUUGGAGUUCUUCUCCACCUUAUGUAAAUGGAGUGCUUGGGAAUCAACCACGGCUAAACCAACCAUCUGUUCCACUUACUGGAAAUGGUGCAGGGCCUUCUGCCCCAACACAGCCUCAACAACUACCACUUAGUUCACUGCAGAUAAGCCCUGUACAGACAGCGUUUGAACAAUCGUCAGUCCCUUACUACUUGCAACAAGAUCUGGAAGCCCUCCAGAGAGUCGCACAGCAGUACACUUCACCUCCUCCCGGCCAGCAGUCCAGUCCAAGCCCUGUAAAUUGACAGCAGUCGCUGUUGACCACAACAGCUGCGGCGGGAAGUAUAAGGGCCAAGCGACAUGGGCGUGGCAGCCGGCGACUGUCGCUGGACCCUAAUACCAAGUUGAAGGUGGAAAAAUUGGAAGUGGCCUUGAGGUAUUUAGGAUAUACUCCAACAGAAGACCAACAGCGUGAAUUGAGGCAAAGAUUACCGACGGACCAACAUGGCCUUGUGUCUUAUGGAGAUUUCGUGAACGUAGCAAGACAGGUGUUUGACUUUCAGUUGAAAGAUCAUUCUCUAAGUAGUUCAGCAGUGCAGUUCGCAGUACAAGAUGUUAAUGCAGCAACUGUGGCGACCGAAACGGAAUCAUAUGAAAAGAUGCAGCAACGAUCACAGCUUGCUUCAUUAGAGGCAAUGGCAAAGCAGAAUGCUGAAGAUGCUCAGCGGAUACGAAGAGAAAGAGACGAAGCCUUGCGUGAAGUGCAACACCUCAAGAAAUUACUAAAGAAGAAGGAGAAAGAUUGUCUAACGGCAGAGGAAGAACUUAUGAAAGCACGAAGGGAUGCAGAAGGUCUGUUAGAAGAAAGUAGAUCGCUUGAGAAGAAAGUUCAUCUGGCAUCUGAAGCUCAAAAAGCAGCCAAGGAUGUAGAACAAGACUAUGAGGAGGUAAUAAGACUUCUAGAGAAAGAACUGGAUACAUAUAAAGCGAAACAGGCGGAACCAAAUCCUGAUGUGAAGGAUCUCCAAGAGUUGCAGAAAAGACUGGUUGUUCUUGGGUGCCAACUUCGGAAAGCCGAAGUUGGUAAACGAACUUACGAAGUAGCCACUGACAAACUGAUUCACUUCGCUGAGUUGGUCCAUGAAACUCUGUCAGAGGGAGGGUCUGGAACUGUAUUAAUUUUUCGACCGAUACCAACCAUCAUGCUACCUACCCCUCCCUUGAAAACUCGUGGGUCGGCCCUUCCGUUUGGAUGGGAGGAAGCCUUCACGACAGAUGGUGUCAGAUAUUAUAUCAAUCAUGUGACACAGCAAACGUCUUGGCUCCACCCUGUCAGUCAAGUUCAACAUUUGCCACCAAUUGCUGAAAUCGAAGACAACGUCAGAGAAACGCAAACGUGACGUCAGUGUACCGCUCAGCCCCAACGACAUCACGUGACUACCGUUCAAGAGCGUGGGACGAACACGUGACAAUAUUGGUGUCAAGUUUGGAAAGAGUGUUUUCGAUUGUAAGGCAAAUUUAAAGCAAAGAAUCUACAAAAACCAAUCAGGGCAAUUGUGAAGAAAAACGUGAGAACAAGACGUAAAAUCACAAACAGAUGAUAGCUUAGGUGGCAUUAGUUUUUACAAAAUCUUUCUAAAGUUUGGAAAAACUUUAGUCUGUAAAGAAAGUUGAUUGUAACAGUAGUUUAUUAUGCUUAGCCAAUUAAUAUAGUUGACUGCUGUAGUUGAAGCUAAACCAUACACAUUUCUCAUAUGAGAGAGGAAUUUACCUUUGAAAGAGAAGAUUUAUAAAAUUUACCACCCAUGUGAUGCACAGAAAGAUAAAUUGAAAGGAUUACUAACAAAGUGAACUGUAUGACUGUUUUUAUUCAUUUUGUUUUUGUGUCCUUCAACUAUUUUAUUCUCACUAACAUGGACAGACACCUGUUUUUUCCUUCUAAUUUAUAACAAGAUUACAGGAACACUUAACUUUAUAUUGGUUGUUCUGUAGUUGGCAUAUUUUUUGUACCUCACUCUUUCUGUCUUUGAGUGUUAAUAUUGCAAGACGUAUUGUUUGAGAAUGUUUUUUUCAAGAUCUAUUCACUCCCAAGAUCUCUUCAUAAAUUUCCCUCGCUAUCUGUUUUUCUUCUCUUUCUUUACAUACUAGCUGUGAUCUGAAAAUUUCAAGGAAAAUAAAGCAUUAUCUCUUAGUCAAUUUUUCUCUUCAUUCUCGUGGCCUUUCUGUUUGAUAAUGCAUUGAUGCCCUAAGGAGAAAUUAACUACUGGUCACACUCAGGAGUUAAAGAAUUAAGGCUUAACAAACUUCACAAAUGUGCCUCUUUCUAGCCUUGCUUUUUAAUAAGGAUAUUUCUGUAUGCUAAUGUAAAUUUUGUUAAUAGAAGUCUAUUGUAUGAUUGCUGUAAUCUGACCAAAUCUGGCCAUCAUUUAAUCUUAUCAUGGAAUUAUUACUCAUUAUAAAUUAUUACAGGUAUGAUAUGAGAAUUGUCCCAGUUUUCCUCCACCUUGUUCAACUGGUAUAUUUUUAUAAAAUGAGUGCAGUGACCUCAGAGAGUAUUUCUGAAUGCUAAAGAAUGGUACAUCAUGUGAUCAAAUCAUUAGUAUCUAUAUAGUGUGAUAGAGGCCAGUACAUACUGCCAUCAAUAAAAUAUCAAAUAACUUUUAA
Stylophora pistillata is the source of this 4706-nucleotide messenger RNA. RefSeq lists its product as uncharacterized. NCBI's taxonomy places the organism in Eukaryota, Metazoa, Cnidaria, Anthozoa, Scleractinia, Pocilloporidae. Gene Ontology annotation, molecular function: protein binding. The record is from RefSeq and is a predicted model, not a curated record.